UUCUUACAGGCAACCGUGUAAUAUGUUUUCGCGGAAGACCGAAAUCGGAAAUUUGAAAGAAAAAAUAUUUUUAAGUAUAGUUACAGAAGUUUGCGCAACAAAACGAUGAAAUAGAAAUAUGGAAGAAAUACUGCAAGAGGUUAAAGCGUUUGACACAAAGACUUUACGUGAAAAACUAGCUGAAAAUGGGGUUAUUGUUGGUCCAAUUGCGCCAACCACCAUUUCCUUGUUUCAAAAGCGGCUCGCAAAUGAACUGUUUAGGAGACGAGGAGGUGUUAGAGAAGAGCAGACAAGUAAUGAAGCAGGGCCCUUGAAAGAAAAUGAAUCGACUUCUGUUGUCAAGAAAGACAAUGUGGUGUCUGAUGUUUACUAUGCUGUGUGUCUUCCAGAAAAUGUUGAACAAGAUAGUAACGAAGCUGACCAGUUGGUUUUUGCUGACAAAGAUUUAGCAUUGAAAACAGCAAAGAAAUAUACAGGGUCAAGGUUCAAGGUAUUCAAGUCAGAACAGGAUGCCAAAGUGUUUUCUAGAUUAACAGCUGAGUCAGCUUUUCAGUCACCCCGCAGACCAUCUAAGGAGGAUACACCAGUGAAGGAGGCAGCACCCCCGUCAGAAAGUUCACCAUUUAAAGGUCCCAAACUACAGGACCUUACUAAACUGAGGAAGGUUAUAGAGUCUGGUGAUGUUGAUACCUUCAGGGAGCAGGUCUGGGAUAAUCCACGCUUCUUAGUUAGCAGUGGGGACACCCCAGUCAUGUAUCAGGAAGGAUCUCGAUACACAGCGAUGCAUAUAGCAGCAAUCAAAAACAAACCGGAGAUCUGUCAGACAAUUCUCGACGUCCUGGAAAAUCCAGAGUUUGUUAACAAGCUUUACAGCCAGAGUAAACACUCGGAGGAAACACAGAAUAUUCGUAUCAACUUUCUCGUGGAUCUCUACUUAAAUAUGCCGGAUAAAGGGAGUUGUGAAUCACCACUACAUAUGGCAUGUAAAUACGGCCAUGAGAGAGUGGUGGAGGUGCUUGCCUCUCAUCCUAGAACAGACAAGCAACUGAAGAACAAAUGGGGAGAUACACCCAAAGAUCAAAUUUGUACAAGAUGUUCUGAUGCAUCUCAGUCUGUGAAGAAAAAAAUCGAAGAUCUUCUCCAAGGUCAGUGUUAUGUGCCAUUGAUGCGUUCAGAUGACAACACUGUAACCCCUGUGAUAGGUCAGCCGUGGUCACCAGACGUCAGUAAGUCUACAGAUAUGCCAAGAAUAACUAGCAGUCCUAGAGAUCCGUCAAUGUCUGUGAGGGCUUGUGCUGGGCCAAUGUCACCUUCUGAGGCUGGAUUAUUUCAUAAAAGAUGGACAACACCACCACUGGUGUCACAGAGUCCAGAUCAAGUCAGAGCUUACUUUAACACCAAGCGUAGUGACUGUGAGAAAGGUAUGGAGAGAAUUGGCAGGCAGCUGGCACAUGACCUUCAGGUGCCGUGGAGCGAGUAUUGGGAAUUUCUAGACCAGUUUAUUGAUCUGUCAACUUCUGCUGGACUAGGUAUGCUGGAAUACUAUUUGAAGAAAAGAGUUUGGUUAACUUUUGUUAAAGAUUUUAAAGAGAAGUUUGGUCUUAAUGAACAGGUGCUAGAUUUUAGUGGCCUAACAACUCCUGUAACAAACCGGUUACGUUCGAUCACUGGCGAGGAUGCAGAUAAGUCAUUUGACAGUGUGUUCUACGGAAACAAGGAUGUUUGUAAGAAUAGUACUGAUAAUAAGAAUAAAGAUAUUGGUAAUGAGACAAGAGGAACAAAAGAAGGUAGGCAGUGUAGUGAAAGAAAUGAAGAUCAAGGUGGUAAUAAUAUACUCAGUCCAGUGUCAGCACUUUCCAAUAGUUUUGCACAAUUGAAGCUAAUGGACGAAUCCUGGUCUGAUAAAGCAACAGUGGAUAGUUCACAAAAAUCUGUCACUGAUGAUGAAAAUUGUAACAGAUUAGAUGCUAUUGCUUCUGUUAGUGCUAAGGACAAUGCUGUUGAAGGUUCAGAUAGUGACAAACCCAAAAUAGAUGAGAAAAGUAAUGAAACAGUAAAUGAUAAUAAAGACAUGCUUAGUGAUAAAGUAAAAGAGCCUGUUGAUACUGAUAAAACUGUUGAAUCUUUGAGAGAGGCAGGUAAAGAUAAUAGAGAUCAAGAUGUUGUAGAGACAGAAAAAGUAGAUGAUGUUGUGAGGAAAAGGUUAUUGUCUGUUGGUUCUGAGUCAACUGCUUCCUACGAGACAGCCGUUGAAGAUGUAUCCGAUGGCAACAAAACUUAUUGUAGCCAGUUAUCGGAACCAGGAACAUUUCAUGUGAUAUUGAAUAUCAAGGAUUGUGCAAUAAUUACAACACUAAUAGAUUAUAUCAAAACCAGUGAUCUACACCAGCAAGAGAUGUCAGAUCAUUCAGCUGUUGAUUUUGUUGUGCAGUUCAAAGAUGUAAAUGGAGAUGGUGAAAUUAAGGUUAAUGUCGUAUCAAUUCCAAAAAUAGAAAGUGCCAAUAAGUUGUUGUUGUUAGAGGAUAUUGACGUAGAAUCAUGUGAUGGAGAUAUUAGCAAAGUACAGGAGGGAGAAAUUGUUGAGCUUGGAACCAGCAGUGGACAGGAAGGGAACCAGUCUAUAAUGGCAUACCUUACAAGAGCAGUUACUCUGCCUAAGACAAAAUACAUUUAUGGGCCUCAGCCAACCAGAGAAGAUUUGAAUGUUUCACGUGCACUCAGCUGUGUAACAAUAUCACCAGAGUUACAUCCAAAUGUAUUUCAUUGGAAGAUUAAUCUCAGCAGGUUCCUGAGAGACACCAACUAUAGAUGGCAGAGUCCAGCAAAGCUCCAGUCCAAACUACGUCAAGGGUCUCCACAGCCGUCCCCUCUAGGCAAGACGAGUCCAGUUAUACCAUACAGAAGUCCACUCAGUGGUCAACCAGCUAAUGUGAUAACUUCAGAUAUACGGACAAAAUUGUUCCCUUCUAUAAUAGAAUAGAACUAUUUAUAUUAGUUUCUUACAGAAAGAUUUUAAGUGUUACUUUAUACAACAGUCAGUAUAACAUGUAGAUCUGGAACUUGUGUUGGUUUAAUAAUGGUGCAAAUACAACAGUUAUCAUAUAAUUGAAAUAAUAAUGUCUGUUUUUAGCUCAUCUGUCACAUAGUGACAGGGUGAGCUUUUGUGAUUGCCCUUCGUCCGUCGUCGUCUGUCCACAAUUUCUUGUGAACACAAUAGAAACCACAUUUAAUCAAACUUGCUUACAACUUGUAUUGCCAUAAUAUCUUGGUUCCAUUCCAAAACUGGCCAGAUCCCAUCAUGGGUUCUGGAGUUAUGGCCCCUUAAAGGGCCAAAAUUUGCUGUUUUUGGCUUGUCAACACGAUUGAGACCACAAUUUCUUGUGAACACAAUAGAAACCACAUUUAAUCAAACUUGCACACAACUUGUGUUGGCAUAAUAUUCCGGUCCCUUUCGAAAACUGGUCAGAUCCCAUGAUGGGUUCUAGAGGUAUGGUCCCUUAAAGGGCCAAAAUUUGCUGUUUUGGCUUGCAGCCGUGUAGAGACUUCAUUUAUGGUUUGAUUUGAUACAAACUUUUAAAAUAUCUUUAACAACAAUAGAUUUUGGAUUCCAUGAUGAAUCUGUCAGAUCCAAUCAUGGGUUCCGAGUUACGGCCCCUGAUUGACCCCUGAAAGAGACAAAAUUUGUUAAUUUUUACCUUGUGAACUGGAUGGAAGUGACAUUUUACAUUUGAUUUUAACCACAUUUACACACAACUUAAGUCACUAUAAGAUCUUGGUUCCUUUUGAAAACCAGCUGGAUUUCUUCAUGGGUUCUAGAGUUACUGUCCCUGAAAGGUGCAAAAUUUUCUAUUCUGAACCUUUCAGCCAUAUACAGGUUUCAUUUAUGCAUUCAUCUAAUACAAAGUUGCACAAAUGUUUAUCUUGAUGAUCUCUAGGCCAAGUUUGAAGCUGGGUCAUGUGGGGUCAAAAACUAGGUCACCAGGUCAAAUCAAAGGAAAAUCUUGUUAACACCCUAGAGGCCACAUUUAUGAUCCUGUCUUCAUGAAACUUGGUCAGAAUGUUCAUCUUGAUGAUUCCUAGGUAAAGUUCGAAACUGGGUCAUGUGGGGUCAAAAACUAGGUCACCACACAAAUCAAAGGAAAAGCUUGAUAACACUGUAGAGGCCACAUUUAUGACCCUACCUUCAUGAAACUUAGUCAGAAUGUUUAUCGUGAUGAUUCAUAGGCCAAGUUUAACAGGUGAGCGAUAUAGGGUCAUCAUGACCCUCUUGUUUAAGUUUAUGAUUUUUCUGUUUGGAGUUGGCCAGUAUUCAGUGCUUUCAGCUCCUUUUUACCACCAUUUUAGCCAUAACUCUUGCACCAGUGUUUCAUGAAUAAUCCUCACUCUAUAUCAGUUAUUACUAAAUGGAUUUGAUCCAAAUUUAAAACAGUUGUUCCACAUCCUCACCCACGUUUGACACAAGGGCCAUAACUCUAGCACCAAUAUUUUAUAAAUUAUCCCCCUUUUUACUUAAAAUUUCAGUUUAAAGUUUUGAUGCACUUUCACUCUAUUGAUUGAAACUUAAUAUAACACAUCAUAUAUGACACAAGGGCCAUUACUCUUGCACCAAUAUUUCAUGAAUUAUACAACUUUUUCACUUAGAAUUUUAAUUUGAUUUUGAUGCUUUCUCACCAUAUCUCUGUUGUUACAGAAUGGAUUUGAUUCGAACUUGAAAUUAUUGUUCCACACAAUCACCCACACCAUAAGACACAAGGUCCACCAGUAUGUUAUGAGUUCAAAUGAUGCUCGCUUUUUACUUAGAAUUUCAGGUUCAAGUUGUGAUGCUCUUUUGCUCUGUCUCAGUUAUAACUAAAUGUAUUUGAUUCAAACUUGAAAUAGUUAAUCCACAUUAUUAUUCACAUGAUAUAACACAUGAUGCAUUACUCAUGCAGAAGUUUUCCAUGAAUUAUGUCCCUUUUAUACUCAUUUAAAGUUUUGAAACACUUUAUCUCUGUUAUUAUUUGAUACAUUUGACACAGACUUAUCAUUGUCUCUCUUAUUACUAAAUACAUUUGACACUGA
Messenger RNA from Mercenaria mercenaria, 5061 nucleotides. RefSeq lists its product as uncharacterized. Gene Ontology annotation, biological process: negative regulation of phosphorylation. Gene Ontology annotation, cellular component: endoplasmic reticulum. NCBI's taxonomy places the organism in Eukaryota, Metazoa, Mollusca, Bivalvia, Venerida, Veneridae. The record is from RefSeq and is a predicted model, not a curated record. Bases 119 to 2980 code for a protein of 953 amino acids. Gene Ontology annotation, molecular function: protein phosphatase 2A binding. The transcript is spliced from 11 exons.